Eimeria necatrix is the source of this 1731-nucleotide messenger RNA. RefSeq lists its product as hypothetical. Lineage: Eukaryota; Apicomplexa; Conoidasida; Eucoccidiorida; Eimeriidae. Bases 1 to 1731 code for a protein of 576 amino acids. The transcript is spliced from 5 exons. The record is from RefSeq and is a predicted model, not a curated record.
AUGGAAAGCAAUCCUCUCCGCAUGCGGAAAAUUGUGCAUUUCAGCAAAGCGGAAGAGCUUCGUAAAGAGUAUGCGGAAGAAGUAAAAGCCUUACUGGAAGAAGAUAGAGAGGCAGAGGCACAAAUGAAUCGUUCAAUGCAAGCAGAAGCAGCUAAUCUUGAAAUGUCCUUCAGAGUUAAGGAGGCCAGCCAAGAUAGUCCUGAAGCGCUUGAAGAGCUGAAACGCCAGCGGGAGGAAGCCCUUUCAGACAUGCUUAAAGAUCUGCAGUCCCAGAGAGACAUGCAAAAGGCAGCAAUCCAAGGGCGGCUUGAAAAGGCGAAGGCUGCGCUGCAGGAGCAACAAAGGCAACUUCGUCAGCAAUUCGAAGCGUGCAAGGAGGAAGCGCGAAAAGAAUUUUUGGACCUGAGCAGCAGCCUUACAGAAAAAGCUCGACAUGACAAAAGGGCACAGCUACUCGCUGCAGCUCGAAUGAAUCCCACACCAGAAAACGUAUAUGCGUUGCACAACCAGUUGAAGGAAGAAUAUCGAGACGAUCUAAAGGCUCUUGUAGUCAGGCAGAUGCAAGAGAAGGCGAAAUACAGGCACAACGCUGCGAUGCAGCAAAAAGCUGAGUCACAAGAGGCACAAGCCAGUGCUGAAAAGUAUGAAGGAAAUUAUCUAAUGAAUCACUGCGGACGAAUCACCUGCCCCCUAUGUCACCCCAACAACACAGGUUCUGCGACAGAAAAUGAAGCCGUGAAGACGGAACUGAAAACGUAUACCAGUCGGAAAACAUCAGAGCUGCAUCAAGCUAGGGUCAGGGAGAUCCAGGAGGCAGCGCAAGACGCUGCGCUGCAAGACGAAGCCCUUAGACUUCAAGAGGAGCAUCUUCAAACAGUGAUUGACACACUGAGGGAGUUCACCAGCGUCAAUGAUUCGCCUGCAAGUACUCUUCUGGAGCACGCGAAGCAGGAAAAAUUGCGGCUAGCGCAGGAGCGUGACGAUCUCCGCAGAUUUGUGUCUGCACGUCUUCAAGAAGUGGAGAAAUUGGUUCGAGAGAGAAAGCAACAGGAAGAAAAAAGAAGGCUGCAAGAGUCGCAUGCUGCAGCUCAAAAGCGCAAGAUGUCCGCAAAGGCUCAGGAAACUGCAGCCCGAAAACAGGGUCAAGAAAAAGAUCUCCAGAGACAGCAGAGGAGGCAAGCAGAGGAGGCUCGCAAGCUGCGGCAGUUCAUUGAAGCAAUGGGCUCUGAAGGCAAGACUUUGGAUGACCUUAGGCAGGCUUCAGAGCGUCGUUUAGAGAAACUCCGACGUGCGACAGAACGGGAGCGCCAAAGGCAGAAGGAAGUGCUGGCAUCGAAGCGCAAUUCUAGGGCUGCAAGACAGGCUAAGCUAUCUCGAGAGAAGCAAGCGGCCCUAGCACAAGCAGAACAGAAUGAUAUGCAAAGUGCCCAAGGAUUGCUGCAGAGCAUUGCGACAAAGUGCACAGCCACGACUGGCGAAUCCGCAGAGCAAGAUUCUGGCGAGAAUGACUUCAGAAAACUUGUGUGGGAGAUGGAGGUCAAGGCAUAUGCAGAAGAAAAGCUGCAGCGGCUUAGUGAAAACCUUGUAGAAUUCUUGCAGGCAGCUGAGUCCGCAACCAACUCUGGUGGACCAGAGGACACUUCGAUCGUGGCAGGAUCUGCAGAGCUAAGAGAGACUGUGUUACAGGUGCGUUUUUGGCCCCAAAGCCUGAGUCGGUUUCUUCUAGACUAA